GAUUAGUCAGUCUGGGAGUUGGCUGAUUACAUGAUUACUUGAUUUUGGUUACCACAAACCAUACAAGUUUCCCCUACCCUUUGAUUGGAUUACUAAAAUGCAAUCAAAGCUGGCUAAUCUUAUCAAAAAUGCUGCUCCCUGGGGCCCAACGAAUCGUGUAAUUAUGCUUAAUUGGCCCAACGAAUCGAGUUAACACUUUGCUGGCUGAAUAAAUAUUUUAAUUAACUAUUCAAAAAUGUACACGCAAUCGUCAGGCCAUUCACCAAUUUAGUUUUAUUUAAUGAAAUUAAAACGACCACAAAAUCAAGAUUAUUUUUUUUUUUUGCACAAAAUAAAGAGAGAGAGACUAAUCAGUGUUUAAUUAUAGGAACUAACUAGCUUCCUACUCCUACUUAACCAUAAACAAAAGCUGGUUAAAACGAUGACUUCCGUGUGGCUUUUAAACUGCCAAGCAUGAGUGCACAUCGAACCCCCCAUAAAUGUAGAGGGUUAACUUCUAUCUGCUGUUUGAUAAUAUGUCUUAUCUAAAAUUGAAUAUUCCUUUCGAUGAGAGCCAAAAAUUAUUUAUAGUUCAGUUUGUAGUCAUGACUUCACGUAGACGUGUCUACUACGCCCUCUUCUUUGGCUUAGUUUUAUUCGUUUUUAUUACUUUAUGUUUUAAUAUUAACGAAGUGGAAAAAUCAAGGGCUAAAAGUAGUCUCCAACAUAAUUCGGAUCCCUUGUACGAUAAGAUCAGGAUACUCUGCCUGAUACCCUAUCAUUACCAAAUUCCUAAAACCCCCAAAUAUGUGAAACGUACUUGGGGUAAACACUGCAAUGUCUUGCUGUUUGUAAGUGGCGAUGUCGAUGAUGAGCUGGAACCCUAUGUUCCUGUGAUCAAUUCCACGGAUAAAUGGACUUUGGUCCAGCAGGGGCUGAUGCAUGCCUAUGCAUUUUAUGCUGAUAAAGUUGAUUGGUUUCUCAGAGUUGAGCCCUCUAGCUUUGUAGUCGUGGAGAAUCUCCGGUAUAUGAUAGAGAGAAGGAAUUAUCUGCCCAGUCAACCGAUCUACUUUGGUUACGAACUGGAGAAUACUGUUACGCAUGAACCUUUUGCUUAUUACGACAGUGGAUAUGUUAUGAGUCGCGAGGCAGUAAGACGAUUUACGAUUGGUUCCAAGGAUCCUGAGAAUAAGGAAUGCCAACACUGGAAGGGUUAUGCUGAAGGAUUGGAUAUACAUCGAUGUAUGAGCUAUGGUAAUGUAACCAUAGUCGAGAGCAGGGAUGAACUUGGUAAUGAGACCUUCUUGCCCGUAACAAUGCAUCAUCAGUUCUUGACUGGCUAUAAGCAUAUACCUUGGUUACGUAAUCUGACAUAUCACAAGGUUUCAGAGGAAACCAUUCCCAUAUCCCAACGCGCCAUAGCUUUUCGGGUAGAAUAUCCCCCUGAAAUGUAUGAUUACUAUUACUUUGUUUAUAUAUCGAGAAUCUUUGGCAAUCCCUUACAAAACUCUAUACAUUUUAGGCCAUAAUAAAGCAGACUCACCUCAGGCA
This is a messenger RNA of Drosophila eugracilis, 1530 nucleotides long. Its product is annotated as glycoprotein-N-acetylgalactosamine 3-beta-galactosyltransferase 1. Lineage: Eukaryota; Metazoa; Arthropoda; Insecta; Diptera; Drosophilidae. The record is from RefSeq and is a predicted model, not a curated record. Gene Ontology annotation, molecular function: N-acetylgalactosaminide beta-1,3-galactosyltransferase activity. The transcript is spliced from 4 exons. The coding region runs from base 516 to 1508 and encodes 330 amino acids.